Molecule: messenger RNA, 1554 nt
Organism: Cyphellophora attinorum
Lineage: Eukaryota; Fungi; Ascomycota; Eurotiomycetes; Chaetothyriales; Cyphellophoraceae
Exons: 1
Coding region: 1-1554 (517 amino acids)
Source: RefSeq, a predicted model, not a curated record
AUGCGUUCAGCCGAAGGACUUAGAUCGGCAUUUCUUUGGGUGAACAAUGCGGGUAAUGAGGAUGAAUUUGCGUCUGGAACUGAAAAGGUGGUUUGUCUGAACACCAUCAGAACUCAUUCCAAGAGAGUUCAGCGGAAGAGGAGAGAUGAGCGAUUGACAUCGAGCGCUUUGAAGAUCGCUCAAGAAGGAUUUCAGACCCCAAGACAACAUACUGUGCCCAGCAGUGAUAUUGGGAACAACACUCUGCCCAGCACUCCAGGCUCUGAGCUGUCGUCUCAACAGCUGACACUGCGGCCCCGUCGAACGCCGAACAAGACAUGUGGACAAGGCGCUCGCCUCCUCACCGAUCCAGGAAGAAGCACUGAUGCUUUCCGGACGUUGCCUAUGCCACUGACCGAGGAGAGACAUCAGAUUGUAACGCACCUCAUUGACUACGUGGGCGACAUAGCGUCUGCGCAGCGGGCGCCGGGGUUCAGUGUGCUCACGGAUAGAUGGCGCAGGUCAAUCUCAGCAACCCUUGAUCUAGCAUUCACAAGCCGAGUCAGAUAUGCCACCCUCAUCAGCGGCUGGGCUCACGAUCUCUCCAUGAGAUAUGAGAAAAUCACGCGGCAAACCGUUGUAAGUCUCAUGCAUCAGAGCUUAGCCAUUACUCGGGAGUCUCUUCGAGACCGACAACAUAUAUCGCCUGAUCACUUCUUUGCAGCGAUUAUGCUCUUCAGAGCUUAUCGUGUCCUUGGGGACACAGAAGCCGCAGUGUUACACCUGCGUGCAGCUCACCAAUUCUGGAGGGUUCUUGGAGGACCAGGUCACGUUGACGAUGGGACGGUAGGCUUGUUCUGUUCCAGCGUAUUUGGUACCCUCGAGAUCGAUUAUGCUGCACUCGAGCCGCCCAUGCCACCUUUCUACCCUCAGGGCGCAGCACCCGAACCAUGGCCACCGAACAUCGUAGUCAACGCGAAAUGCGCACAACCUUCUGUCUUGUACAGAGCCGACGUCGAUAGGCUGGUGGACAUGAUCGUUGAUUACGCUCAACGAUGCUCUCACGCCUCGACUAACUGCUCAGAAGCCCGAUACGACCCCGAAGCGGAGCUUCUCAACCUUUCGCUGCGCCAACAUUUGCUGUGCCUUAGGACUAAUGACCGAAGAGUGCGAGCGUUCACCAUUGCUCUGCAACUUCUCGUGUUCUCGCUAGCAGGCUACUCUUUCUUUCGAUUACACGCUCCAUAUGGUGCUCAAUAUAUAAAGAAGGCGCUGGACAUGUCAGCAGGCACAUGGCAUGACGAUAAUCUGUGUCACACAGUAUGUUUGGUGAUUGGCGCACAGUUCAGUUCGGAUCGCUGGUUCAUCCAUCAACUCGCAAUUCUGGCCGAAGAGAUGGAGUUGCUGACUCGAGAAACAAUACAGACGUUGCUGUUGAGAAGCUGUGGAGCAUUGGUUGCAGACAACCUCAUAUCUCAGGAGACAAUCAAGAGCUUGAGCGCGAACGUGGACACAAUCAUUGGCAAGCAGCACCAGCAACAUUCCGGAGUCUGCGCCAUUAUUCCGCGAGGGUAG